Gossypium raimondii (Peruvian cotton) is the source of this 3422-nucleotide messenger RNA. RefSeq names its product protein TIC110, chloroplastic. The coding region runs from base 151 to 3168 and encodes 1005 amino acids. Gene Ontology annotation, biological process: protein import into chloroplast stroma. The transcript has 15 exons. Gene Ontology annotation, cellular component: TOC-TIC supercomplex I. The record is from RefSeq and is a predicted model, not a curated record. NCBI's taxonomy places the organism in Eukaryota, Viridiplantae, Streptophyta, Magnoliopsida, Malvales, Malvaceae.
CGGGAAUUGAAAUUUUGUCGUGUUUUAUAUCUUAAAAACUCUUAUCUUUCUCGUCUCCCUAUCCCAUCCUCACUCGGCCUGCUUCAUCGUUCUUCUCCUCCAUUUUUUCGUUAAACCCUAUACCCUAAAGCCGCCGAGUCGCCCCACCCCAUGAAUCCCUCUCUUCUCCUUUCUCCCCCUUCCUCUCACCCUCGCCCUCUUCUCUUAUUCCCUUUCACCCCUAAUUCCCUCCCCAGGCCCUCUCGACGUCGUUUCAGGGUCUCUUUCCCCCGCAGCUCCCUCUCUACCCAUGACCAACCCGCUUCCUCAUCGGAAACGGAAGCCCCCAACAUUUUCGGAGGCCCCAAGGAGCUGACUGGCAUCCAACCCUUGGUUCAGAAUUUGUCGCCGCCCGUUAGACUAGCCACUUCUGCUGUCAUCCUUGCUGGUGCUUUAGCUGCUGGGUACGGCCUCGGCCUUCGUUUCGGUGGCAAUCGGAAUGCCGCCUUUGGUGGAGCAGCCGUCCUCGGGGCUGCUGGCGGAGCGGCCGUCUAUGCGGUGAACGCCGCUGUUCCGGAAGUUGCGGCUGUUACUUUGCAUAAUUAUGUAGCUGCCUAUGAUAGCCCCGAUGCUAUCAAGAGAGAAGAUAUUGAGAAUAUUGCGCAAAAAUACGGAGUGAGCAAGCAGGAUGAGGCAUUUAACAUGGAGCUUUGUGAUUUGUACUGUCGGUUUGUAUCUUCUGUGCUUUCCUCUGGAAGUGAAGAUCUUAGAGGCGAUGAAGUUGAAACCAUAAUCAGCUUCAAAAAUGCAUUAGGCAUUGAUGACCCUGAUGCAGCUUCCAUGCAUAUGGAGAUUGGUAGGCGAAUCUUUAGGCAAAGGCUUGAGACUGGAGAUCGUGAUGGUGAUUUAGAGCAGCGGCGGGCAUUUCAGAGGCUGAUUUAUGUUUCAACUCUAGUUUUUGGGGAUGCAUCAACUUUUCUUUUGCCUUGGAAGCGUGUUUUUAAGGUCACUGAUGCACAGGUUGAGAUUGCUAUCCGUGAUAAUGCCAAACAAUUGUAUGCUUCCAAGUUAACUUCAGUUGGAAGAGAUGUUGGUGAGGAAUUGCUUGUCUCCCUUAGAAAAGCACAACUGAAAUACAAACUUUCUGAUGAGCUUGCCAAGGAUCUGUUGAUGGAGCACAAAAGAAAGCUAGUUGAGGAAAAUAUUUCUGUGGCACUCAACAUACUGAAGUCUAGGGCGAGAACUGUUGGGGGAGUCAAGCAAGCUGUCGAAGAGCUUGACAAGAUAUUGUCAUUCAAUGAUUUGCUUAUCUCUUUGAGUAAACACCCAGAUGCUGAUCGUUUUGCCUGUGGGCUUGGUCCUGUCUCUCUAGUUGGUGGUGAGUAUGAUAGUGACAGAAAGAUGGAUGACUUGAAGCUUCUUUAUAGGGCUUAUGUAUCUGAUUCUUUAUCUGGUGGCCGUAUGGAAAAGGAUAAGCUUACUUCAUUGAACCAAUUGAGGAACAUACUUGGCUUGGGCAAUAAAGAAGCAGAAGCUAUCAUACUUGAUGUUACUUCGAAAGUAUAUCAGAAACGGCUUUCAGAGGCUUUUCAGGGUGGUGACCUUGAGAUGGCAGAUAGCAAGGCUGCCUUCCUCCAGAAUCUUUGUGAAGAAUUGCACUUUGAUCCACAAAAGGCUAGUCAGAUUCACGAAGAAAUCUACCGGAAAAAGCUUCAACAAUGUGUAUCUGACGGUGAGCUGGAUGAAAGUGAUGUUGCUGCAUUGCUGAAGGUGCGAGUCAUGCUCUGCAUUCCUCAGCAAACUGUUGAUGCAGCUCACUCAGAUAUCUGUGGCAGUUUGUUUGAGAAGGCCGUGAAGGAUGCUAUUUCUGCUGGUGUUGAUGGCUAUGAUGCCGAUGUAAAGAAUGCUGUGAGGAAAGCUGCACAUGGUUUGCGAUUAACUAGAGAAGCAGCUAUGUCGAUUGCGAGCAAGGCUGUCCGUAAGGUUUUCUUGAAUUAUGUGAAACGGUCUCGAUCGGCGGAUAAUCGGACAGAAUCCGCAAGAGAACUUAAAAAGUUGAUUGCCUUUAACACCUUGGUUGUCACGGAAUUGGUGGCAGACAUCAAAGGGGAAUCUUCUGAUACUCCAUCAGAAGAACCUGCUAAAGAGGAAGUAAAAGAAGUUGACGAGGAUGAUGAAUGGGAAUCCCUUCAGACACUUAGGAAAAUAAAACCUAACAAGGAACUUAAUGCAAAGUUGGGCAAGCCAGGCCAAACAGAGAUAACACUCAAAGAUGACCUCUCCGAAAGAGAUCGUAUGGACCUCUACAAAACGUACUUGUUAUAUUGUCUGACAGGUGAAGUCACCAGGAUUCCUUUUGGUGCUCAAAUAACCACGAAGAAGGAUGAUUCAGAGUAUGUUCUACUGAACCAGCUUGGUGGGAUCCUUGGUUUGACAAGUGAGGAGACAGUAGAAGUCCAUCGGAGUUUGGCGGAGCAGGCUUUUAGGCAACAAGCUGAGGUGAUUUUAGCUGAUGGACAGUUGACCAAGGCUAGGAUGGAGCAGCUCAAUGAGCUGCAGAAGAAUGUUGGCUUACCUGGACCAUAUGCACAGAAAAUAAUAAAGAGCAUAACAACUACCAAAAUGGCAGCUGCUAUUGAAACAGCUAUUGGUCAAGGGAGACUCAACAUUAAGCAGAUAAGGGAACUCAAGGAAUCAGGUGUUGAUUUAGACAACAUGAUCUCAGAGAGCUUACGGGAAAACCUCUUCAAGAAAACUGUAGAUGAGAUUUUCUCAUCAGGCACUGGUGAGUUUGAUGAAGAAGAAGUCUAUGACAAAAUCCCAGCAGAUCUCAAGGUUAAUCCUCAGAAGGCAAAAGGUGUUGUUCAUGAUCUCGCACGGACUAGAUUGUCCAAUUCACUUGUUCAAGCUGUGGCACUGCUACGGCAGAGAAAUCGACAGGGAGCGGUUUCCUCGCUUAAUGACUUGCUAGCUUGUGACAAAGCUGUGCCUUCGGAGCCACUAUCAUGGGAGGUGCCGGAGGAGCUAGCUGAUCUGUUUGGUGUAUACGCCCAAAGUAAUCCUGCUCCUGAGAAGUUGUCCCGCUUGCAGUAUCUGCUUAACAUAAGUGAUUCAGUGGCGGCAGCUGCCAAAGAGAUGGGACAUGGAGCAGUAUCAGUCGGAGCAGAGGAAGAAAAGUUUGUGUUUUGAAUGUUUGCUUGAAAUUGUGGUGUAGAGAGCCAUUUGUUUAGGAAGCUCAGUUUUGAAGGCUUUUCCUUUUCUAUAUGUUACUAAGUUGAAAAGAGGUAGGAUGGCGAUAGUGAUGAAGGUGUUUGAUCUUAAUUGCUGCUUUCUUCUUGCUCUAUCCGUGUUUUCCUUAACACUUAUUAUUUUUACUCAAUGGUAUUUUCCAAAACAUGAUAUUCUCUCUUUAAUAUAUAAUAAUAACAACGAAAAUUCUCUGA